AUGACGAUUAUUGAUUCCACCGACGGCCUGGUAGAGACCAGCGCUCGUGAUUGCGAUCAAGACAGCAGCAAGACAGACUUGGACGGGCUUCCUGGCCAGUCCCAAUCACCUAUAGGGCUCAUUGAAAUUUCCAGCACUGAUGAUGAUGACUCACAAUCUGACGAUGCGCUGCCAACGCCACCAGAGUCCGACGAUGCAGCAUCACCCAACCUUGUUCCCUCACAACAAACAGAUCUGAAAUGGCCCACAGAAACAGAAGAACAGGGCAAUCAGGAAGCAGAGCCGGCAAAGGAAAACCAUGAGCCGGAGCUGAAUGCCACUGAUGAGGAAGAGAAUAAGACUCAAAAUGUUGAAGGCGGCGACAACAAUGAAAAUGAGAACAGAGACGGGAAAGAGGAGGAAAAGGAGAAGGCUGAUGAAAAUGAGGGCAUUCGAGAUAGCGACGGACAUGAGGAGCAGGACAGCAAUGAGGAGAAGCAAGAAAAUGUGCAACCUGAUAGCGUUGCAGAAGAGAGCAAGGAGAGCGAAGAGGAGAACAAAGAAAAUGGAGGGGAGAGUAAAAAAAAUGAAGAGGAGAGCAAGGACAACAACACCAACGAAGAGGUUUCAGAGGACACUGCGGCAAAGGAACUGGAAUCUUGGGCUCGCAUCCUCGUCAAGGAUGAAGAUCCCGAAUGCAUGGUGGACGAUUCGCCAUCUCGACUUGAAUGGUUGCGCUUAAAACGAGAAGACAACGAGGAGAAUGUUCAUCUCGAUAAAAUCAUGUCAAUGGUCGGGCAUGAAAAGAUCAAAGCACAUUUUCUUGCCAUGAAGAUGCGCAUGGACAUGGCCAAGCGCUGGAAAGUGGACGUCGAGGAGCCAAAAGCGGACUUGAUUUUAUAUGGUAACGAUGGGACCGGGAAAAGAAGGAUUGCUCAGAUUUACGCGGAGUUUCUCUAUAGCAUAGGCGCUAUUGCGCAUCGCACAUUUGAAAGAAACUCGGGAUACUCUUUAGAAGACAAUGGAAGCAAGGCAACGGUCACAUUCUUCGACCAGGCAGACAAGAUAGAUCGAACAACCGAAGUUCCCGCCAUCCUCGACAUAGUGGAGAAGAGAAGUGAUCCGGUCGUUUUGAUCUUUUCUUUCACAAACUUAUCAGAGGAUUCCAGAAAUGCACUUUACAGCACCUCCAGGUGCCGUAACCGUCUUCCCGAUCCUAUUGUUCUGGAGAACUACAACGAGAACGAGGUGUUUCAGCUUCUCAAACGAAUGGCGAAGACAAGGCCCGAUUUCGAACAUGUGAAGGAGGAGGAAAGAGAUGCAAUCCUUCGCUUCUUGGCCCGGAGAAUCCGACAAGGUAGCGAGGGCUCCAUGUCGAAAAAGUUUGCCAACAUCUAUACUCUGAAGCAGGAACUUGACAAAAUGACUGUCCGAUGGAAACGACGAACGUUGCGGGAAUUGGCAGAGUGGUCCAAGAACUACGCGUCCAUCAAGGGGGGUGAAGUGGACGAAAAGAAGAUUGAAGAGCAGAGGAUGAAGCUGGACGGUGUCACACUGGACGAUGCAAUCGGGCCCAAUCCGCCGGAUGUGAGGAAUGAGAGCAAGGCUUGGAAGACUAUUCAAGGCAUGGUUGGCUUGAAGUCUGUGAAGAAGGAGAUUGAGCAUCUCUUCAACUUAGCCCAGUUCAAUCACAAACGUGAGCGCCAAGGGAAGCCUGGACUCCCCAUUCCUCUCAACCGCUGUUUUCUGGGAGAACCUGGAGUUGGAAAGACAACGGUCGCAAGACUCUUCGCCAGCAUUGUCAAAGAGUUGGGUCUAGUAUCCAAAGGGCAGGUGGUUUUGAAGACCCCCAACGACCUAAUCGGCGAGUAUAUCGGCGAGUCCGAGAAAUACACCAGGGAUGCACUAGAAAAGGCUCAGGGGAAUGUUCUCAUCAUCGAUGAUGCACACAUGCUGUACAGAAGCAGUGGGCAUGGAACAAAUAACUCAGAUCAAUACCGCGUUGGUAUUAUUGAUACACUGGUGGCCAACAUUACCCCUGGAGAGGACAGAUGUGUCAUUCUCUGCGGAUAUCCUCAACAAAUGGAAGAGAUGAUUCUCAACAGCAAUCCUGGACUGCAGAGACGCUUCCCCAUGGAGAAUGCACUUCGGUUCCACAACUACAACGACGAUGAGCUCUGCCAGAUCCUUGAUCUAAAGCUGGCUCAGGAUCAAGUGGUAGCCUCCGAUCAUGCGCUCAAGGUGGCCCGUCAAGUAUUGAGCCGGAACAGAACGAGACCGCGCUUUGGUAACGGAGGCGACGUAGAAAACCUGGUUUGUCGAGCUAGGCUCCGACAAGUUGAACGGCUACGUGCAUUGAACGAGAAUUACAUGUUCGAAAUGCAGGAAGAUCCACUGGGACCAGAAGACUUCGACCCUGAUUAUGACAGGUCUACGCAUGCUGAUAAGAACCGUGCUGAUGUGUUCCGAGGCAUGGUCGGAUUUGAAGAGAUUGUGAAGAAAUUCCGAGGGUACCAAAAGAUGGCAGAUGGGAUGCAGCUUUUUGGCGUUGAUCCAAGGCCACACAUCCCUUGGGCUUUUGUUUUCAAAGGACCCCCGGGAACUGGCAAAACAACGACAGCUAGAAAGGUUGGCAAGCUCUUCUAUGACAUGGGCUUCCUAUCCGCUGAUGAAGUCAUUGUCUGCUCGGUUUCCGACCUCAUUGGAGAGUAUUCAGGCCAGACUGGGCCUAAAGUGCUGGCUCAGUUUGAGCAAGGCCUCGGCAAGGUCCUGUUCAUCGAUGAAGCCUACCGUCUCCAGGGAGGCUGCAGCUCGUUCCACAACGAGGCAAUCGGAGAGCUUGUCGACAUAAUGACAAAGCCACGUUAUGUAGGAAACAUGGUUGUCAUCCUGGCCGGAUACGGAGAUGACAUGGAGAAGCUUCUGGCGUCUAACCAGGGACUUCGGAGCCGAUUCCCUACGCACAUUGUUUUCCCACAUAUGACGCCUGGGCACUGCUUGCAACACCUCAUACACACGCUUUCUAAACUCAACAUCACAUUUUGUGAUGACAAUCUUGAAGACAGUACGAGCGUUAAGGGAGACAUCAUCGCUGAAGCGUUCAGGCAACUGAUACGUACCAAGGGAUGGGCAAACGGCCGUGAUGUGGAAACUAUUGCCAAGAAUAUCAUUGGAUUUGUUUUCAUGAAGGCAGCUGAAGAGAAGGCUUCCGGAAAACCAAGCCUGAAAGUUUCCUUUCCAGAUCUGGUGCGGUUCUUGUUGGAGAUGUUGAGAGAACGAAAUAACAUCAAGGGGGGCAGUCCUGACCCACCAGCACUGAAGGAUUUAGCUCGGAGGGCUGGUUUGAUCUAUCAUUGA
Molecule: messenger RNA, 3336 nt
Organism: Clonostachys byssicola
Lineage: Eukaryota; Fungi; Ascomycota; Sordariomycetes; Hypocreales; Bionectriaceae
Source: the annotation of a GenBank genome assembly